UUGAGUAAACGUUGCGUCGCGUCAUUCGGAGCAAACCCUCGUACGCGAGUCACAGCAAGAGAAAAUGAUCAUCGAUAGAGUUUCUGAGGGAUUCUCGGGUCUUCUGGACCGGGACAGCGAUGUUAUGACGAGUCCGGUCCACCUGUUGUCGUUCUACGGAUGUUCAUCUCCCACAGAACCGAAUCUGUCGGUCGGAUCUCCGAGCUCUGAUUCGGAUCAGAGCUGGAGCAAUGCGGGUAGCCCCCAAAACAGCAUCAACGUGGAAGAGCACAGCGCGCGGAAACUGAGUCGGUAUCAAGGUGUGCGCGUCAAGAAAACUGUCAAAGAGCUGAUCAUGCAAAAACGCCAUCAAGAGAUUCAGGCUCAGCAAUAUCAAAUUGAAACUGAAUAUCCAGCCAUAACGCAAGUGCUGCAGAGAACCAAAAGGGAAGUGGAGAAUAUGUCUCUCUCUCCUGUGAAACGACUGCGAGUCACAGACGCAAACGUUCUGUCUCCAUGUGACGGUGAGAACAUGUUUUGUCACACUGAGAUGUUGGAGGAUAUUGGUGACAUCUUGCCCUCCAUGGAGAACAUGUAUACUUACUCCAUCCCACCACGCAUGCCCAGCCUCAAUAUGACUGCUGCACCCCCAGUGUCCUUUUUUGAAUGGCAGAUAAAGCACGAGGAGGAGAAACUGGCUGCUUUGAGCUAUGUGGAGCUCACCACUAGAGAUGGGGACGGAGACACGUUCUUGCACAUUGCGGUGGCCCAAGGCAGAAGAGCUCUGGCGUAUGUCCUCGGCAGGAAAAUGGCCGCCAUUGGCAUGCUGGACAUGAAAGAACACAACAACCAGAGUGCCUUCCAAGUCAGUGUUGCCGCAGAUCAACACCUGAUUGCACAAGACCUGCUUUUACUGGGAGCUGAAAUCAACACCAUGGACUGUUGGGGCCGAUCCCCAUUACACGUGUGUGCCGAGAAGGGCCACACCUCGACACUGCAGGCCAUCCAGAAAUCCAUGCAGACUAGUGGGCGACAAGUCAACAUGGAGGUGAUCAACUAUGAUGGACUUACGCCUCUCCAUGUUGCAGUCCUGUCCCACAAUGCUGUAGUGCAGGAGCUGUGCUGUUACGGGACACCCCCCUCUGCUCAGAAUCUGGCUUUGCUGCAGAAGAGGAAGCUGCUUGGGGAUUGUAUAAGCACUUUGUUGCUCAUGGGCGCUUCGCUGGAAACGAAGGACCGCAAAAGUGGCCGCACCGCUCUGCAUAUGGCUGCUGAAGAGGCUAACGUUGAGCUUCUGCGCCUUUUUCUGGAUCAGACCAACUACUUCUCUGUCAUAAAUGCUAAGGCAUUCAGUGGGAACACAGCGCUGCACAUGGCCAGCGCUCUGCAAGGCCGCCAGGCUCAAGUAGACGCGGUUCGAUUACUGCUGAGACGAGGAGCUGAUCCCAGUGCCAAGAACCUAGAGAAUGAGCAACCGGCCCAACUAGUGCCCGACAGUCCGUUGGGAGAACAGGUGCGUCGGAUCCUGAAAGGUAAAGGACCACAGUCCCGCUCAUGAGCGACCAUCCCAUUCUUCCCUUCAGAAUCACUGUCAGUUAGGCAGUCCGGUCUGUGUACAGAUUCAUUUGCCACUUCAGGCAGAUGUUGGUUGUUUCUAUGAAACAGUUUUAUCAUUGUUCACUACUGAGUAGUAGGUGGUACAGGAAAGUGAGAGCAACAGUUCAGAGAAGCUACCUGACAUUAGAAGAGGAAUCCAGUGUUAUGAGAAAAUUCAGGAAGGAGUAUUCAGAAGGUAAUAAUAAAUGAAAGACACAGCGUUAAAGAUAAAGAAAAUUAAGUCGUAUUGUCAUCCAGAUUCACUGGAUUGAACAGUGAAUCUUCUCUUGUUCAGUAGCAGAUCUGAAGUGUUGCAUUUGGCUCUGGUGUGUAAAGAUUGUAAACUAUAAUCUCUAAACAAUGUAACUACAUCUGUAUUGUUGUUGUUAUUAUUAUUACUCUUAUGUGUAUUUUGUCAGAAGGUUUGCACGUUAAACAUUAUCAACAGUCUUUACCUGAGAUGGUAAUCAGUAACUUUAAACCUGUUAAACCAGAAUGUCCUUGAUUGUUGGCCUAAGGCGUGUUUCAGCAUGUUAUUUUGGGACUUUCUUCCAUCGAUAAUUAACUUUCUGUGCGGUCAUGUGACUCUCUAGAAGUCGUCUAAUUAUUCUGGAUUAUUAUUCUGAUUUUUAUUAUUCUUUUUUAUUGUAACUGCUAUUCUCAGAAUCAACACUAAAACCCAAAAAUAGGGUUAAAGGUGUAUAUUUAUGACGACAGAAAGAGAUGAUUUUAGUGCAUUAUAACAGCUCAUAUUAGACAAAUCUGCAUGAUAUUGCUGAUGUAUAUGUUUUUGUGGUGAUGGGAUAAGUAUAUAUUGUUAUUUUGUGUAUAUAUAUUAUAUCAUUCAGCAUUAUUUUUCCAUUGUGGUUCAUUAGUGGGUUAAUGUUAGUGUUUCCCUUGCAGGUCACUUGAUAUUCUGUGAGUUUGAAUUGCCAGCUGUAAUUCAGUCUUAAAUAAGUCUUAAAUAAAGUUUCCUUGUUAGUGUC
Molecule: messenger RNA, 2561 nt
Organism: Cyprinus carpio (common carp)
Lineage: Eukaryota; Metazoa; Chordata; Actinopteri; Cypriniformes; Cyprinidae
Product: NF-kappa-B inhibitor zeta-like
Biological process (GO): regulation of gene expression
Cellular component (GO): nucleus
Molecular function (GO): DNA binding; POU domain binding
Source: RefSeq, a predicted model, not a curated record